Messenger RNA from Seminavis robusta, 3622 nucleotides. The record is from the annotation of a GenBank genome assembly. NCBI's taxonomy places the organism in Eukaryota, Bacillariophyta, Bacillariophyceae, Naviculales, Naviculaceae.
GUACCCGUACCGGUAUGCAUACCGGUGGCGGUGUUUCAGACUGCUACAUAUCAGUGAAGCUUCCGGUAACCCAAACCCCUGGUUAUCCAUGGAUGGGAUGGGGCGUACCGGUACCAGUACCAUCAACUCGUCACUGAUUCUGACGACUACAGCGGGAGUGCAAGUCAAUUUGCCGGAACAUCUCCACACCACAAAUUCAAGUGUGACGUUCUCGAGAACUUUUCUUUUCUCACACCUUUUGCAACUGCAUCCACAAGUACAUGUAUCCAAUACAAGAGGAAGAAAGAAUCUCCAUACUGCCCUACGGUAUUACUAAAACAUCUGCUCUGGCUAGCUAGCCAUUAGAAGAACAUUGCAAGUUCAGCAAGGACAGCUGCAAGGACCACGUUUGCAAAAGCAGGAGUGUUGGUGCAGAUUUUGCAUUUUGGUAUCUCAAGGGAUCUUCUAUCUCCUGGAUCCAUUUUUUAAUAUAAGAAGUAACUCUUGUGCCUAGUUGUAAACCAUGGCGAAAUUGACGUUUGUUUUCUGGCUACUUGCCAUUGGCAAUGCCAGUGCUGCAAUUGGUCCUAAUCAAAGGGGAGGAUUUUCCUUGCAACCAUUCUUGACCAAAUAUCGAGGUGGCGCUGUGGAGAAGAAGCAAGCACCCAGCAAGGCUCCUGAAAGUGUGACAAGCCAGAAGAUUGCCCCAUUGUCGCAAAAGGCGACCUUGACAGAAAAAGAAGCACUAUUGGUAGCAGAUAUUGAGCUUUUGAGUAAGAUCUUGUCCGAAACAGUGCAGAGAGGAAGUCCCAAAGUGCAUGACUUGUAUGAAGAGUUCCGCAAAUAUGGUUUGACGCGUGCUGCGGAUGUCAAUGAUGAUGCAGCCUUGGAGAAAAUGAUUGAAGAGGCCAAAAAAUUGACGGCUCAAGAAGCUUUGGGUGUUAUGCGAAUGUUUGCCAUGGCCUUGAACUUGGUCAAUGCUGCCGAAGUCCAGGAUCGGCUGCGCAAUAUUCGCGACUUUGCUCGCGAAAGUGAUGAUUCUUCGGGUCCACUUCCAAUUAUUGAGGAUAGCAUGCGAGGAACCAUGGAUGUUCUGCUUAAUACCAAUGCAGCCACCAAACAAGAAAUCUUCCAACAGCUCUUGAAGCAAAAGGUUGAAAUUGUAUUGACGGCCCACCCAACGGAAGUGGCUCGUCGAUCUAUGCUUCGCAAAUACCGUCGUGUGGCAGAAAUCCUGGCCAUGUUGAAACGACCGGACUUGCACAAGUACGAAAAGGACCAGGAAAUUAGCAAUCUACGCCGAAUCAUCUCCUCUGCCUGGGGAGCCGAUGAAAUUCGUCGUGUCAAACCGACACCUCAACAAGAAGCUUCGGGAGGGAUUGCCAUUCUGGAGUCGGUCUUGUGGGAUGCCGUGCCUGCCUACCUGCGAAAGCUAGAUGCCCAAUGCCAAAUUACAUUGGGCAAGGCACUCCCGGUGGACGCCUGCCCCAUCAAAUUUGCAUCUUGGAUUGGUGGUGACCGUGAUGGAAAUCCGAAUGUGACACCAGAGGUGACUCAAGAAGUUGUAUUGACCCAACGACUUCGAGCAGCUCGGCUUUUUCUGGGAGACCUGUUCACUUUGCAAUCGGAAUUGGCCCUCUCGUCGGCUUUCUCGGAUGAAAUGAACGAAUACGCAGACACACUCGAGGUCGGAGUGCACAAAAAGGAAAAAUACCGAAGGGUGAUUCUUCAUUUGAUUAAACGUCUUGUCAAGACAGCACGGGAAUGCGAAAAACAAUUGGCAGCCAUGUCAUCCAGCGAGACAUUCACUCGCCCUCAAAUUGAUCAAACCGUCACUGGCUGGGAAGAUGUGGAACCAAUCUAUGAAGCAGAAGAGCUGAUGGAACCUCUCCGUAUCAUGCACGAUUCAUUGAAGAGCACUGGGUUUGAGUUGGUGGCCAAUGGCAGGAUCUUGGACAUUAUUCGCCGUGUAAACGUCUUUGGUUUGACCUUGGUGCCCUUGGAUAUUCGGGAAGAAAGCACCAAGCACACAGAGGCGUUGGAUGCCAUCACGCGUUGGCUUGGCGUGGGGUCCUACAAAGAAUGGAGCGAAGAGGCGAGAUUGAACUUUCUCCAGUCCGAAUUGUCCAACAAACGACCCUUCUUCCGUAUUCGCGACCUUGACUUGCUUGGAUUCGACGACGGUGUGAGGAAGACUCUGAGGACAUUUUUCACUGCUUCAACCUUGAAGCCCAGCUCUCUUGGAGCAUACGUGAUUAGUCAGGCACAGACCGCCAGUGAUGUUUUGGCCGUCAUGUUGCUGCAGAAACAAGUUGGCAUGACUCCAGAUCGAGGAAGUAUGAUGCGCGUGGUUCCUUUAUUUGAAACUCUGGAUGAUCUUGAAAACGCCGCCAAGGUCCUUGAUACCCUCUUUUCCAUCCCGACCUAUGCAGGAGCAAUCAAGGGAAAGCAAGAAGUCAUGGUCGGAUACAGUGACAGUGCCAAGGAUGCAGGUAGACUUGCUGCGUCAUGGGCGCUAUACAACGAUCAGGAAGAGAUGGCAGCAAUGGCCAGGAAGCAUGGUAUCGAACUCACCUUUUUCCACGGCAAAGGAGGAACCGUGGGUCGUGGUGGCAACCCAGCACUCUAUCGAGGUAUCCUUUCGCAUCCGCCAAAUACCAUCAAUGGACGUUUCCGUGUCACGGAGCAAGGAGAGAUGAUCACUCAGAACUUUGGAAACCCUAACAUUGCUGAACACACCCUUGACAUCUACACAGCAGCUGUCUGUCGUGAAGCUUUCACAAAGCACGUCGAACCAUCCAAGAAGUGGCGUGAGCAGAUGGAUCGAGUUUCGGCAAGCUCUUGCGCUGAUUACAGGCAAUUGGUGCGAGGUGAACCCCGGUUCGUGCCCUACUUUCGACAGGCAACCCCGGAACUAGAGCUAGGCAGUUUGAACAUUGGUAGUCGUCCCUCGAAGCGCAACCCUAAGGGCGGAAUCGAAUCUCUCAGAGCAAUUCCAUGGACAUUUGCGUGGACACAAACAAGAACACAUUUGUCUGCAUGGCUUGGAGUCGGCGCCGGGUUAAAUGUGAAGGACCAGGCUGAGAUGGAGACCUUGCAGGAGAUGUACAGCAGCUGGCCAUGGUUUCGUGAGACCGUUGAUUUGAUCUCCAUGAUCGUGUCCAAGACUGAUUUCUCUAUUUCGAAAAACUACGAUGAUAUGCUCGUUGAUAAGUCUGGGGGUUUGAUGCGACUCGGCGAGGAAGUUCGAGAGAAGCUGGUCGAGACUCGUAAGGCUGUGCUCGACGUGACCAAGACCAAUGCUGUUGGUGGGGCACAUGUAGCUUUGCUUCGAGCGUCUUCCACCAUUCGACACCCGUACGUUGACCCGGUCAACGUGAUUCAAGCGGAGUUGUUGAAGAGGUAUCGUGCUAUGGACAAGCGAGAAGAUUUGUCCCCUGAAGAGGAAGAGGAGAAGAAUGUGCUGAGAGACGCAUUGAUCAUGUCAAUCAACGGAAUCGCACAGGGAAUGAGGAACAGCGGAUAAACUAUCUAUUGACUGGGUCGAAUGUUCAAUCAGGGCAUAGGUGGAGCAUAAAAUCCUGUAACUUGGUUGUCUCAUUUCUCUUGAUGCAUUCAUUAGAUUGCCUCUCAGCAGCCAUAC